AUGGGUGUUACUAUUGACCCGACUGCAGCUGGAGACCACGAGCCUACCGCUGAGCGGAACAAUAGGACGCUGAAAGAAAGAGUCAGAGUAGCUCUUGCACAAUUACCCUACAAAGUGGUCCCAAAAGUGAUCACUGAAUGUCUUGGACGUCAAGCCGCCGAGCUAUUGAAUGUCUUUCCCAAGAAAGACAGUAUCUCAUCACAUUUCAGUCCGCAGCAACUCAUUGAUAAUGUCAAUAUCAACUACAAGAGUGACAUGGUUGCUGAACUUGGACAAUAUGUUCAUACAAUUGGGACGGAUUCCAACAAUUCGAUGGAACCCCAAAAUGAUUUCCCGACCCAAUUCAGAGAAGAGCUCUUGGCAGAUGCAGACAAUGAUGUCAAUGAUAUGCCAGAACUCACUGUCAGAUUCCAAGGAGAUGAUGACUAUGAAUCAGACGACGAUUCGGGUGAUGAAGGCAAUGAAGAGGAAGAACCUAUUGUGGCCAAUUUGGAUCACCAUCAAGAAAAUGUCGAUAGAGGAACCAAUGAUAUUGGGAGCCUCGUUACUGAUCUGGAGGAUCUACAAGAACCGCCAGAAGAAGAGAUUGUAUUUGAGCCUGAAAUCCGUCAAGUAGCAAAAGUCACUCGAUCUGGGCAAACGUAUGCGCAAGCUGCAAUGUCUGGGCUGAACCUUUCCCAAGUUCCAAAGAGACCAAGAGAAUGGCCUUUGAGCAGGAGUGGCAGUUCUGCAAAUAAGAAGAAGAAUCAAGUUGCGACAAGACGCCAGCAUCGAGAAAGAGAAUUGAAACCGUUGAAGAACAAGUUAAAAUCUGGUAUUCGUACCAAAGAAGGAAGUCGCAGUACUAAAGACAGUAAAGCUAUCCUUGAAGCAAAGCACAAUCUAUGUUUCCAACAGAUU
Messenger RNA from Cylindrotheca closterium, 900 nucleotides. NCBI's taxonomy places the organism in Eukaryota, Bacillariophyta, Bacillariophyceae, Bacillariales, Bacillariaceae. The record is from the annotation of a GenBank genome assembly.